CGAAGGACGUGGAUGGACGGGCUGCGCUCGACGUUCGAAUGAAUUUCGGGUAGGGUCGCGCAGUUAAUUCGACAAGUACUGAGUUUACGCGCGGCUCACAGCAUUACCAUGUGACGUAAGGACAGAAAGGAACGAUCGCAUCGUGCGUGAUGCUGAUGGAUAACGCAGAAAUGCACGACUCCAAAGUGCCAUCCACGCUGCCAUCUUGAAUCAGCUGUCAAGCAGACGAUACGCAGUGUCUCUGGAGGGGACAUGGAAAUAUCUGAAAGCAAUGCACAAGAUAUAGGAAACCAACAGCCAACAGACUUGAUCUCAGUGUACGUCAAGCGGGAGAACAAUGAGCCUGAGACGGACCUCAAUGAAGUGGAAAUAGUCACGGCAGCGCAACAUUUUUGUGCUAUCGAGAUCAAGGAGACCAAGAGCUACAACAUAACUAACGACAAGAUAAUCGACGAUGAUCACUGUGUGCGAAAUGAAACGACUGAAUCAAACACGACGAAUUCUACUUUAGGUAAUAUACAGAGCAGCACCAUUACUAAUGUACUAACGGAUCCGAUUUACUUGGACACCCUGGACUCCGAUUCCAUAAAUAUCGAAUUUCAAAAACAUCCGAGUACAACAGAAGUGUUUAUUAGGAAUGAUGAACACAUACAGGCGUCCAAUUACAAUAUCUCCACAGUGACAAUACCCAAUGAACUCCUGGACGGGCUUAAUCUCAACAUAAAGAAGGAGGAGGGCACAUUAUAUACUGCUGAAUGGUUGUGCGACAGUGAUAAUGACGCCAGCGUACGAUUGCGAGUAUUGAAGGAUACCAAGCAGAACAUACAAUUUCCCAUUGACGUUGACACUAGCAUAGUCACAAUAACGAAACGCAGGGGCCAAUUAACAGACGCCAGGGAUAUUCUGGAGGAAGAGAAAACUAAGGUGUCCAAGAAAGCUAAGAAACACGUUAGACUAAAAUCCGCUGUGCAGGAUUACAGAGAGAGAUUGAGAAAAAAGGCUGAGUGCAUGAGAGAGAAACGGAGGAAGUUAUACGAACAAGAAAGCGAGGAGCAACGUUUGCAGAGAUUAGCGAAGGAAGCGGCGAAGAGGCGCGAAAUGAGAAUGUAUUACGAGACGCCGGAACAACGGAGGAAGAGGCUCGACGCUGAGGCAGCGAGGAAAAGAGAAUACAGGAUGUAUAACGAGACACCGGAGGACAGGAGGAAGAGAUUGGAUCGUGAGGCCGAAAGAAGAAGAGUCAAGAGAUUGUCCUUGUAUGCGAGCGAAACGCCGGAGCAAAGAAGAGAGAGACUGAACAAAGAAUCAGCGAAGAGGCGAGAAGCUCGACUGAAUCAAUAUGCUAAGGAGACAGAAGAGGAGAGGAAAGAGAGAUUGCGGAGGGACGCCUUGAGAGCCAGGGAAAUGAGAUUUACAAGGUCUGCUAUCGAGACAGAAGAGGAACGUAGGCAAAGAUUAGUGAAAGACGCUCUUAGGAAAAGGGAGGUGAGAACGCAUGGCCAUUCAGUGAAUAAUAACUUCACGGAACUGCGGACUGUUCGCAAUUUUCAAGAAUUGAAUGAUGUGCAGAUAAGAGACAAUCCCGAAAAUCAAUUAGACGGCCAUUACUUAAGCUGGAUGCUUAGAUAAUGAGCAGGCAUCGGACGGCACGACUAGUUCACAGUGGAGAACUGCUGAUGAUAGUGGGGAAUUGCGUGCACAACUCAUCUUGUGACGCGUUUCUCCUAUGAACGUACUUCCAGGACUUUCUUACGUGAAUGACGCCGAUAAUAGCGACCAAUUUAAAUAUGCUUUCAUAUAUGCUUCCUACACAGUUUUCGGAUGUGAAGUGACAAAAAACCAUAAUAGCUAGAUUUACCGCUAUGCCAAUGUACUAUUGAUAAUAUGUAUGAGACUUACAAUAGCGAGUUAAAUUUGUUAGGGCUAUUUUAUAAAUAUUUAUAAACAUCGAGCGCAAAUAAUUACGCUGUUUUUUGUCGGUGUUAUAGAAAAUCAAUGUGACUAAUUUACAAGUAUGUUAAAAUGCUGACGACAGACAAUUCAGAAAAGAGGAAAGUCGAGCGUAGUCAGAAUGUUUAAUGGUGCGAUGAUUACUCGAAUACCUAAAGCUGUUCUUGUCAUAAAUACAACAGAUGUGGAAUACAUCUUGAAGUAAUGCAGAAUUAUUCUAUGACAAAAUAUAAAUGCAAGAAAAAAACAAACUUUGCCAUACUUUGAUGCAAUGCAAAAAAUAAAAGUUGUAUAUUGCAGAAAGGAAAACAAGAGAAGCAAUUCUUGCCAGUGCCUUUUAUUUGUCGUUCAACAAAAUGUUUAGACUGAAUUCAUUCAUACAUAUGUAUAUGCAACAUUUGACAUAAGUAAAUGGUUCUGGUUGAAGAUUGACUAUCUCUUGUGCUAUUUGUACAGUUACUAUGUAUUUCUUUCUAUAG
Molecule: messenger RNA, 2429 nt
Organism: Dinoponera quadriceps
Lineage: Eukaryota; Metazoa; Arthropoda; Insecta; Hymenoptera; Formicidae
Product: histone-lysine N-methyltransferase, H3 lysine-79 specific-like
Exons: 2
Coding region: 253-1629 (458 amino acids)
Source: RefSeq, a predicted model, not a curated record